AUGGAGCUCAGUAAUCCCCGCAAGCCCUCAGAUGGAAACCAAUUGACCAGCCAAGCUCUAAUCGACCUGGAGCAUCAGUAUGGUGCUCAUAACUAUCAUCCCCUCCCGGUAGUUUUUGAUCGAGCAGAAGGAUGUAGAGUAUGGGAUCCAGAAGGGAAUGAAUACAUUGACUGUCAUUCCGCGCACUCAGCCGUUAAUCAAGGCCACUGCCAUCCGAAGAUCUUGAAAGCAUUGGUAGAUCAAUCGAGUCGUCUGACACUUUCCUCAAGAGCCUUCCACAAUUCAUCAUUAGGACUAUUUCUCGAGAAACUUUGUGUGACUUUUGGGUAUCAAAGAGCGUUACCUAUGAAUGCUGGGGUCGAAGCGGUUGAGACUGCAUUGAAGUUGGCUCGAAAAUGGGCUUACGUUAAAAAGGGGGUACCAGACGGCAAAGCCAUAAUCUUAAGCGUUGGCGGAAAUUUUCAUGGUCGAACUUUGGGUGUCAUGGGUAUGAGUACUGAUCCGGAUUACCGAAAUUCAUUUGGGCCAUUUCUGACGAGCAUUGGCUCGAGUUGUCCAAUCAAUGCGCCAGCGAGCUCCGGUCAAAGAUCGUUAAGAUACAAUGACCUCAAUGAUAUCGAGCGAGCACUAAAUGCGCACGGAAAGAAUACAGCGGCAGUUUUACUCGAGCCUAUUCAAGGCGAAGCUGGGAUUAUUGUUCCGGACGACGACUACAUUCAGAAAGUAAAGGCCUCAUGUGAAUCACACAACGUGUUAUUGAUAAUGGAUGAGGUGCAGACUGGGCUUGGUCGAACAGGGAAACUCCUUUGUCAAGAGCAUUCAAAUGUUCGAGCAGACAUUGUGACCUUAGGUAAAUCUUUGUCCGGUGGAUUUUAUCCAGUUUCUGCGGUUUUGUCAGAUGAUCAUAUUAUGGGAGUCAUCAAACCUGGAGAACAUGGCUCUACAUUUGGAGGGAACCCGUUAGGUUGUGCUGUGGCAAUCGCUGCCUUGGAUGUAUUGAUUGAAGAAAACUUGUGUGAGAGGGCCGAGGAAAUGGGGAAACUGAUGAGAAGAGGUUUAUUAGAAUUGAAAUCCAUCCGACCAUCAGCAGCCAGCCCAACAGGGUAUAUACAAACUGUCAGAGGCAAAGGUUUAUUGAAUGCACUUGUGAUUGACCCAAGCCUAUCUCCUAAGAAAAGGGGGGCUUGGGAGCUUUGUCUGUUGAUGAAAUCACGAGGUGUUCUGGCCAAGCCAACCAAUUCAAAUAUCAUCCGGUUGACUCCCCCUUUGACAAUUGGACCUAAUGAAGUCAAACAAGUUGUUAAGGUUAUUGGGGAGUGUCUUCAAGAUUUGGACCAGGUCAGAUAA
Puccinia graminis f. sp. tritici CRL 75-36-700-3 is the source of this 1347-nucleotide messenger RNA. RefSeq names its product ornithine-oxo-acid transaminase. The record is from RefSeq and is a predicted model, not a curated record. Gene Ontology annotation, cellular component: cytoplasm. Bases 1 to 1347 code for a protein of 448 amino acids. Lineage: Eukaryota; Fungi; Basidiomycota; Pucciniomycetes; Pucciniales; Pucciniaceae. The transcript has 9 exons. Gene Ontology annotation, molecular function: pyridoxal phosphate binding; L-ornithine transaminase activity; identical protein binding.